This is a messenger RNA of Plutella xylostella (diamondback moth), 4355 nucleotides long. It is a transcript of the gene bsf, whose product is annotated as bicoid stability factor. The record is from RefSeq and is a predicted model, not a curated record. Lineage: Eukaryota; Metazoa; Arthropoda; Insecta; Lepidoptera; Plutellidae. Gene Ontology annotation, molecular function: protein binding; mRNA 3'-UTR binding. Gene Ontology annotation, cellular component: nucleus; mitochondrion. Gene Ontology annotation, biological process: regulation of mitochondrial translation.
UCUUGUCUGUGAUAGGAAAAUUCAUUCAACUUGGACUGUGACAUAAUUCCAACCUCAAAAAGUCAUAAAACAAUUUAUUGGAUUUUCUCGUAUUUUCCAAAGUAAUUGUUGAGUUUUUGAAAUAAAUUAGUAACUAAAACGUCAAUAAUAAGCACGGCUGCACAAUGUCGUCGCUUUUACGUUCAACUAAACUUGUGCGGUAUUUUGCUGGUGCGGCGAGAACUCUCAUACUCAACUCGGCUAAAACUGCCGAAGCUAAUUUACUAAUUAACUCUAAAGCUAUUUGCGUAGCUAACAAUGUUUUAAUGCGAGAUUAUGCAACCUCAAAGAAGACUGAAAGCCUAGAGCCCCUGCUACAGAGGCUUGACAAUGAAGUACGGAGAUUUGGCCGGAUCAGCAAGAGAGAUAUUGAUGAAGUGUUUGAUGAGAUUCGAGGCAAACAUGACAUUACCAGCUCACAAUCAUUAUUGGUUAUCAGAUGUUGUGGUGAUUUGGUGCCAGAAGAGCUGCCUGAACAAAGGACUCUUUUGGUCCAGAAGAUUUGGUCUGUCCUCACUGAGAGAGGUGUACCGAUGGACAUCUCACACUACAAUGCUCUCUUGAGAGUUUACAUUGAAAAUGAGCAUCCUUUCUCACCCGCCGAAUUCUUAAAUGAAUUGGAGCAGAAAGGAUUACAGCCUAACAGGGUAACAUACCAAAGACUGAUGUGGCGUUACUGCCAAGAAGGAGAUGUGGAGGGUGCAACAAAAGUAUUGGAGAAAAUGAGAGAGCUCAGCCUUCCCGUGUCAGAGCCGGUUCUGAAUGCCCUGGUGAUGGGCCACGCCUUCCACGGAGACACGGAGGGGGCCCGGGCAGUCCUGGAAACCAUGGCAGGAGCUGGGCUCCAACCAUCCAACAGAACUUAUGCCCUUCUUGCCUGCGGUCACGCAAGGAAAGGAGAUAUUCAAGGAGUGGAGGCAGUACUCCAAACUGCUAAAGACAAAGAUGUGGUUAUUGAUGAUAAGGAUGUUCUGGACAUCAUAGAAGCAUUAGCUGUUGGUGGGCACGGAGACAAGGUGGAGCACAUGUAUGAGCAUCUUCAGAAAGGGUAUGGCUUUGUACAAGAACUGUGCUCCCUCAUUUUGAGACUCAUCAACAAAGGGCAUGUGGAAGUUGCUAAAGCGGUCAUGAAGGCUAUGCCAGGUGUUCAAGAAUCUGACAAACAUUUAUACACGGGGGCCUUCUUUGUUAAGCAGUUAAUGAAAGUCCAAAAGACGCCAGAAAAUGUAAUCAAAGUUUGUAGAGAGUUGCAAGACGAUGGAACCAUUCCUAACGCUUUGUUCAUAGCGACCGAGGCUGCUCUGGCACAGGGUUCCACUGAAAUAGCUUUGUUAUUGUUCAAAGAACUUGAGAAGAAUGGAACUGAAAUAAGACAGCAUUUCUACUGGCCCUUGUUGGUGCAAAAAGGUAAAGAAAAUGAUGAGGAAGGCCUUAUCCACCUCCUGCGAGAGAUGUCGCAGCAAGGAAUGGCUCCAUCAGGGGAAACGCUUCGUGACUAUGUCCUGCCCUACAUGCUAAACAAAGAUACACCACAAAAUGUCGUCGUCAAACUCCAAAUCGCCAACAUCUCGCAUAUACACAGUUCCAGAAACAUAAUGUCUCAACUCCUAGACAUGGGAAAGAUCAAGGAGGCAGCUGAAGUUGCUCUCAUUUACAAGCCAUUCGGUCAAUACAACCUACUGGUACGUCCUCUGACAAACGCCGUAGGGAAGACUAAGGACAUCAAGUCGUUUGUGGACAUCCUCCACGUCAUCAGCAGCAAACCGCUGGUGAUAGAAGAGGAUUCUAAUCCAGACGAAGACGCCAGGCCUGCCGAUGGCAAAAACGACGCUCACCAAAUCGGCCGCAUUGUUAUUAAUGCGAUUAAAAACCUGUCCGCUGACUUGUACGAAGAACUCCUAACCGAGGUCCACUCGCGCGGGCUCCGCAUCAGCACCGAGUCAGCUGAGGGCAUUCAGCAGUAUUUGGGCCAGAAACUCACGAGUGGUAUAUCGGAGAGGUUAGCCCAACUGACGUCGUCAGAGCAGGAGUUGACCCCGCUGAGCUCGGUGCGUCGCGGCGCGCGCUCGCUGCCCGUCACCCCUGAGCGCCGCUCCGCCGACCUGGAACGACUGAUAGCUCAGAACAAGGGAGGCAACGCGGCUCGCUACCAGAAACAACUGCUCUCCCUCUACGUGCAAGAGAAUGAGGUGGAAAAACUCAACAACUUCUUGAAGAAUCUCGAAUCGGAAAACUUUGAGUUAACAAACUCUACGAUCGCGCAACUUGUCGAGUUCUACGCGCUGAAUGGCGACCUGGAAAAGGCGUUGGAGUUGAAGAAGAGGCUAGACGCUUGCGAUCCACAGUUCAUGCUCAACACAUACAAACUUGUAGUGAUAGCUAACGCGUUUGUCAAAGCGAAUAGGUUUGAAGAUGCCGUGGCGUUCCUUAUGGAAAAUAAUCCGGAGACCAAGGAUGGCUCUUCGUUUUCGGUCAACUCGAAAUGCUGGCAGAUAUUGAAUAGCUUAGCGGAGAAAAAAGAAGCAGAAAAGGUCAAAGAGUUAACCAAAGUGUUAAUAAAUAGGGGCUACAUCGAGCCAUCGAAUGUGCUCCUAGGUCCGUCAAUAAAGGUGCACCUACUCCGAGACGAUGUGGACUCGGCCCUACAAGAGUUUGAGCAAGCCAGCAAGCAGUACCGAUGCACCCCGUGGAAAGGAGAACUGAUGAAAGCGCUGAUAUUGAAGGAAGACGCUUCGAAGCUGCAGUGGCUGGCCGAUCUUAGCACGCAGAUCCACGGCGAGGUGAACAUCCUGCACGACCUGGUGCUAGCGUUCGUGGAGUGCGGGCGGCUGCGGCAGGCGCGGCGCAUCCUCGAGACGCCGGGGCUGCAGGCGCGCUCGCGCCGGCUGCGGGACGCCUGCGAGCGAUAUGUGCAGGAAGGCAAGCCGGAGUACCUAGAAGGCCUCCUCGAGGCAACAAAGGAGCUCAACCACAUCGACCGUUCCAACAUUUACUACCACCUCCUGCAGUCCUACUGCAAGGCGGACCAGACAGACAAGGCGUUAGGACUAUGGACCUUGCUGCAAGAAGAGGGAGAGGUCCCCAGCGAAGACUUUCUCAAGUACCUCGCUAAUCACCUCAAGCAGAACAACAGAGACAUCCCCUUCGCUAUUCCCAAUGAGCCCGCCAAACCGAAGAAAGAAAAGAAACAGAAUAAUGCCGAUAAUGACGCCUUGGUUACUAAGAAAAACGUGACCAAAGCCAUAGAGACGUCCGUCCAAGCAGGGAACCUAAACGAGGCGGUCGACCAAGCGCUGGCGUCCCUCAAAGUGGGAGUGCUGCCUAAACCCACAGUCUUGAAGUACCUGCUCAAAUCCUUGGCCUUAGAAGGAGAAGUGAACGAGAUCGAAAAGAUUGGCUUCUUCUUGAAUGAGAACGCGAGACGUAAUGUCACGUACGAUGACAAGCGCACUCUGGCGGUGUUCACGAAGGGCGACGGCGCGGCGCACGUCGACGCGUUGCUACAGAAGGUCACACAAGCGAACACGGAGGAAGAGCUUAGUGAUGCACUGAAACAGUUCCCUCGAAGCAACGCCCUGCAAUGCGUCGUCAAAAACUCUGAGCUACUAGAGAAAUGUCAUAAGAUCGCCGAGCUGGCGGCGACAAAAGGCAAUUAUUUACCUGCAAACCUGCUGUGGAUGGAGUACAUACUAACAGGCAAAGACAAAGAAGCAGACGCCCUAUGGAACAACUACCUGAUCAAAGCCGAGAGCAUUGCCUACAGACGACUAAUGCAAGAGAGCCACUUAAAUAACUCUCCACAACAGGUCGACAGACUAAUCAGUUGCUUGAAAACGAACAAGAACAUCACUUCGGCAGUAUUAGGAAAUGCAUACUCAAGGUUAAUAAACCUACACCUAUCGCAUGGUAACACAGAGGACGCCAAAGGAUCACUGCAAAAAGCGAUGUCAGAAGGCAUCAACAUUGACCACAUCAACGUUACCACAUUGAAGAAAUUAAAGAGUGCACAGGAAGCCAUUGGACAAGAGUUCAAGUACAAUAUUAAGUCAGAAUCCAGCUAGAUUUUUAACUUUUAAUGUAGUACUUGUAGUGUAGGUUCUAGAUUAUGAUAAUUUUGAUUACAACUGUGGUAUAUGUAAGUGUUUUCCAUUUAUACAAGAUACAAUGCGAGCAGCAGAUAUAGAUAUAUAAAUACAAUUUAAUAGCCAGCUAACAUACCAUUUGUUAAAUUCCCGGUCCAGUUCGAUGUCACGUAUUUAAUUAAAACCAGCGUAAUGUAUAAUAUUAUGUAUUAAUAAAAAAGAAACCUUAAGUUA